GAAAGAGAGAACCAUCGACAGAACUCUUGCCAAAACCCAUUCGCUCUCCCUUCAUCGAACAUUCUCCUCCCUUUGAUUUGAUUUUACUACUCCAUCUGGCUCUCUGAUCGAUUUUCCAAGAAUUCAGGAAUUCUGCAGCAAUUUUUGAUUGCGUCUAGGGUUGGUGUUUACUGUCUUCCUCAUUUACAUAAGAACAGGAUUUUGCAGUUUUUGAUUCACAUCUAGGAUUGGCUCAGUUGCAAUCAGAACAGGCAUUCAUUCUUUUCUUUUUUUUUAUCUGGAGUGGUGAUUACCUUGAACAACUCAGAUGGAAGCUAAAUUCUUUCGAUUUCUUAAAAUCGUGGGAGUAGGAUUCAAGGCCAGAGCUGAAUCAGAAGGCAGGUUGCUGUUUCUGAAAUUGGGUUACAGUCAUGAGGUUGAACUGUCUGUUCCACCAGCAGUUCGUGUGUUCUGUUUUAAACCUAACAUAGUUUGCUGCACUGGAUUAGACAAGCAAAAGGUGCACCAAUUCGCUGCUGCAGUUCGUAGUUGUAAACCUCCUGAACCCUACAAAGGAAAGGGAAUAAUGUAUACUGAUGAAGUUAUAAAGAAGAAGCAAGGGAAGAAGUCCAAAUGAUUGUGCCCAGGCUUGCCUUACUGCCUUAGCUUAGAAACAUUUUCUUAUAGCAUUUGGGUUUCAAGGGCUAGAUGCAUAGAGACAUCCUACCUUGUGUGCCUCUAGUAGCUUCGUUUUGGUUUUGUUCUCAUUUUGAUUCUUAAGAGAACGAAGUAAAAUUGUUGAGAUAGAAAUGAAUUGUUUUAGCAAUGAGAUAUUGUUCGUUCGUUCUUUAUUUUGUUUCUGUCACUUCGAAAUGUUGUUCUUCCAGUAAAAAAUCUUAAAAUUUCAGAUUUUA
Molecule: messenger RNA, 893 nt
Organism: Papaver somniferum (opium poppy)
Lineage: Eukaryota; Viridiplantae; Streptophyta; Magnoliopsida; Ranunculales; Papaveraceae
Product: 60S ribosomal protein L6, mitochondrial-like
Exons: 4
Coding region: 308-616 (102 amino acids)
Biological process (GO): translation
Cellular component (GO): ribosome
Molecular function (GO): structural constituent of ribosome; rRNA binding
Source: RefSeq, a predicted model, not a curated record